Messenger RNA from Lasiodiplodia theobromae, 918 nucleotides. RefSeq names its product Myosin-2 heavy chain. The transcript has a single exon. The record is from RefSeq and is a predicted model, not a curated record. Lineage: Eukaryota; Fungi; Ascomycota; Dothideomycetes; Botryosphaeriales; Botryosphaeriaceae. Bases 1 to 918 code for a protein of 305 amino acids.
AUGUCAGCCUUCGCUUAUCUGGACGAGGCUAGCGAGGAAGGCGUGAUCAAGGUAAAGUCCGCAAACGCCAGGCUUGCCAGGGCUAACGAAGAGCUUAAGCGAAAGUAUGCGGCGGCCACGGAUGAGACGGCCAUGCUCUUGGCCGAGCUCAAGCUGGACUUGGACAACAGGAAGUGGCAUGAGCUCAGGAAGCUGCAGGAGGGUAUCGAUGACGCCUGGCGCGACAUCGAGUCUCUUGCUGCAACGCUUGCCCGCUCAGAGCAGUCGCUCGAGGACAAGACAGGCGCGCUCAACGCGGCUCGCGACGACGUGCACAGGCUGUCCGAGGAGCUCGAAGACAUGCAGCGUGACAACGAACGCCUUGCCGCGGAGCUGCACGAUGCUCACAGAUUGCACACGGCAACCAGACACCGGCUACAGGCCAAAUCGGCCGAAAACGAGCAGCUCAACAGGGAGCUCGCCGACAGCAACAACAGGUGCGCCGACACGACCAACGAACUCCAGCAAACAUCGGCACGGCUCGACGACGCGCUCGGCGACAACAGGCUCCUCGCCGCCGGCCUGGCCGCCGCCGAAGCCUCGGUCCGCGACGCCGCCGCCCGUCUCCAAGCCGCGUCGGCAGCACGCUUCGCCGCCGACGCGGCCCACGCCCGCCUCGCGCUCCAGCUCCGCGACGCCGAAGCCGCGGCGCGCCACGCCAACGCUCGCCUCCGCCGCCGGCACGACGAGGCCGCCGCCCUUGGCGAAGCCCGCGCCACCGCUGCCUCGUGUCUCGUCCCCGCCACCACCGUACGGUGCGAGUCUUUGGCCCUAAAGGCUGCUUUCCGCUGGAUGAGGCUCGUGCACGCCCGCUCUGAAGAGCGCCGCCGUGCCGCUGUUGCUUGCCUCACUCCUGGCGGAGCCCGCCAUCGGCCUUGA